AUGCUCCUCUCGCGUUUUGCAUCCUCGUCCUCCCGUGUCUUUACUCCUUCCCUCGCCCGCGCAAUGUCCAACGAAGUCGUCAUCGUCUCUGCCUCCCGCACACCCGUCGCAUCCUUGAACGGAUCCCUCAAAUCCUUCACCGCUCCUCAACUCGGCGCCAUUGCUCUCAAGGACGCGAUUGCGAAAGCCAAGGUCGAUCCUUCCAUCGUUGAGGAAGUCUACUUUGGAAAUGUCGUCCAGGCCGGUGUUGGUCAAUCCCCUGCUCGUCAGGUUGCCCUGGCUGCCGGCCUCCAGACGAGUUCAGACGCGACAACGAUCAACAAAGUAUGCGCGAGUGGCCUCAAGUCCAUCAUGCUCGCUGCUCAGAGCAUUAAGCUCGGUGAGCGCUCCGUGGUUGCCGCUGGUGGAACGGAGAGCAUGAGCAAUGCCCCCUUCCUGAUACCUCGUCACAACCCAGCCUUCGGCAAAUUCACAGCCAUUGAUUCCCUCGAGAAUGAUGGUCUCUGGGAUGUCUACAAUAAUUUUGCGAUGGGCAACUGUGGAGAGGCUGCUGCAGUCAAACACAACAUCAGCCGUGAAGCUGUUGACUCUCAUGCUCUGGAAUCGUACGCCCGCGCUACCCGCGCUUGGAAGGAAGGCGCCUUCGACGCUGAGGUUGUGCCAAUCACAAUCAAGGGCAAGAAGGGCGACAUCAUCGUCAAGGAGGAUGAGGAAUAUAAAAAGGUCCUCCCCGAAAAAGUCCCCUCACUCCGGUCUGCCUUCAAACAGGGUGGCAUUAUUACUGCCGCAAACUCGUCCCCUCUGAGUGAUGGCGCUUCAGCCUUGAUCCUUAUGUCUGCAGCCAAGGCCGAAGAGCUCGGUUUGAAGCCUCUCGCAAAGAUUCUCUCGUGGGCUGAUGCUGGUGUUGAUCCCAUUGACUUCCCCGAAGCACCGACAAAAGCGCUUCCCAUCGCAUUGCGGAAGGCUAACCUGACUGUAAACGACAUCGCCCAAUUCGAAUUGAAUGAAGCCUUCUCGGUCGUUGUCCGCAUUGCUGAGAAAGUUUGCAACAUUGAUCCAGCCAAAAUCAAUGUCAACGGUGGUGCUGUUGCUCUUGGACACGCCAUCGGCAAUUCUGGGUCCCGUAUCAUCGUCUCCCUUGUUCACUCGCUCAAGUCCGGUGAAUACGGCGCCGCUGGUAUCUGCAAUGGAGGAGGUGCCGCGUCGGCUCUCGUUCUCCAGAAAUUGUAA
This is a messenger RNA of Cyclocybe aegerita, 1230 nucleotides long. The record is from the annotation of a GenBank genome assembly. NCBI's taxonomy places the organism in Eukaryota, Fungi, Basidiomycota, Agaricomycetes, Agaricales, Hemipholiotaceae.